Messenger RNA from Daldinia decipiens, 1323 nucleotides. Its product is annotated as NAD(P)-binding protein. The transcript is spliced from 5 exons. Lineage: Eukaryota; Fungi; Ascomycota; Sordariomycetes; Xylariales; Hypoxylaceae. Bases 118 to 1125 code for a protein of 335 amino acids. The record is from RefSeq and is a predicted model, not a curated record.
AGAAUUUAAAAUAGAUUGUCGUGAAUAUCUAACAUCUAAACAUUCAACCCCGCUUAGUGAACCACUUAAACAGCCACCACCAUCUAAGACAUCACGACUAAACUUAGACUCCCGAAAAUGGUUCCCAAGAUCUUCCUCACCGGUGCGACUGGCUACAUUGGUGGUGAUAUUCUCUACCAGCUGAACAAAGUCCACCCGGAUUAUGAAUAUACACUACUUGUACGAAACGAGGAGCGAGGCAAGCCCGUCGCCGCUGCUUACCCCAAGGCCCGUAUCGUCUACGGCACUCUAGAUGAUGCCGAGGUGAUCGAAAAGGAGGCUGCCGCAGCAGACAUCGUCGUCCACACUGCGGACUCAGCCGACAAUGUUCCUUCUGCAAAAGCAAUUGCGAAGGGUCUUGCGGCGGGCCACACAGCCGAGAAGCCCGGCUAUUGGAUCCAUCUUUGCGGAACCGGCAUCCUGACUUGGUACGAUUCAACCAACAAGCGCUACGGCCAAGCGCCGCUGCCGGAGCAGAAAUACCACGACAUCGACGACAUCGACCGCAUCCUGUCAUUCCCGGACGCCGCUCUCCACAGGAACGUCGACAAGAUCGUGUUAGCAGCAAACGACUCCCCCGCAAUCAAGACCCUAAUCGUCGGACCCCCUACCAUCUACGGCCAGGGCCGCGGUCCCCUCAACCAGCGCAGCAUCCAAAUGCCCAUGCUCAUCGAGUACACGCUGAAGAACGGCUACGCGCCGUACCACCCCCCCGGCCUGACCGAGUGGAACAACCUGCACAUCUACGACGUGAGCGACUUCUUCGUACAGGCCGUAGAAGCCGCGCAGGACCCUUCUAAGAACAGCAACCCCGAGAUCUUCGGCCCCAAGGCGUACUACUUCCUCGAGAACGGCGUGCACAAGUGGAGCGACGUAGCUAAGUGGGUCGCCGACGAGGCCGCGAAGCAGGGUUUUAUUCCUGAGCCCAUUGCUAAGGAGGUCGAUUUACCAUUUUUCGCGACCAAUUCCAAGGCUGUUGCCGCUAGGGCGAAGAAGUAUUUAGGCUGGACGCCUAAGGGUCCGACCUUGAAGGAUGAUAUCGCGCCAGGCAUGACUCUUGAGGCGAAGAGGUUGGGCAAGGCUUGAUUAAGUUGGUCUAGAAGAGAUACUACUCGAUGCCAAUUCUCUAUAAGAUCUUGCUCCAAUUUCUUAACUAACGACUAAAUAGAGUGACCCAACCCGUACCCACCUUAUACAUUUCAUUCAUUAUCAUUACCAUCGUAUACCCAAAUACAUCCAAGAAGACAUCCUUGCAGAAUAUCUCAUACUGGAUACUCAUGAACC